Molecule: messenger RNA, 1128 nt
Organism: Menidia menidia (Atlantic silverside)
Lineage: Eukaryota; Metazoa; Chordata; Actinopteri; Atheriniformes; Atherinopsidae
Source: the annotation of a GenBank genome assembly
AUGGAAAAUACCCCGGUUGAGAUUUUCAAAGAAGACAAUAAGUGCCUCUCGGUGUUGGAGGACUGUUCGACCAAUUCUUCCCUCUGGGGGACCGGACACUCCGGUAGCCGCAAUGUGAGCCAGGAGGACGAGGGCUGGGAGCAGGAAGGGAUGUCCCCCAUCAUCCCCAUCAUCACUGCGGUGUACUCCGUGGUGUUCGUGGUCGGCUUGUUGGGGAACUGUCUGGUCAUGUAUGUGAUCAUCAGGUACACGAAGAUGAAAACGGCCACCAACAUCUACAUCUUCAACCUGGCCCUGGCCGACGCCCUGGUCACCACCACCAUGCCCUUCCAGAGCACGGACUACCUUCUGAACACCUGGCCCUUCGGCGAGGUGGUGUGCAAGGUCUUCAUCUCCAUCGACUACUACAACAUGUUCACCAGCAUCUUCACGCUCACCAUGAUGAGCGUGGAUCGCUACGUGGCCGUGUGCCACCCGGUGAAGGCCCUGGACUUCCGCACGCCCAUCAAGGCCAAGAUGAUCAACGUGUGCAUCUGGAUCCUGUCGUCGGCCGCCGGGAUCCCCGCUUUCGUCCUGGGCGGUACCCAAACCAACAGCGACAUAACCGAAUGUGCCUUGCAGUUCCCGGAGCCGUACGCGUACUGGGACACGAUGAUGAAGAUCUGCGUGUUCGUCUUCGCCUUCGUGGUGCCCGUGCUCAUCAUCACCGUGUGCUACUCCCUCAUGGUCCUGCGGCUGAAGAGCGUGCGCAUGCUGUCGGGCUCGCGGGAGAAGGACCGCAACCUGCGGCGCAUCACGCGGCUGGUGGUGGUGGUGGUGGCCGUCUUCGUGGUGUGCUGGACGCCCAUCCACAUCUUCAUCCUGGUGAAGGCGCUGGUGAGCGUGCCGGAGACCACCGCCAUCAUGGCCGCCUACUUCUUCUGCGUGGCCCUGGGCUACACCAACAGCAGCCUCAACCCCGUGCUCUACGCCUUCCUGGACGAGAACUUCAAGCGCUGCUUCAAGGACUUCUGCCUCUCGGCCAAGCGGAAGGGGGACAAGGCGUCGGGGAGCAAGAAGGCGUCCGGCGCCCUGAGGGAAGCCGCCGUUCCCCUGAACAACCCCGACGGGACUAGCAAGCCCACAUGA